Myotis davidii is the source of this 961-nucleotide messenger RNA. RefSeq names its product transient receptor potential cation channel subfamily M member 5 (gene TRPM5). The record is from RefSeq and is a predicted model, not a curated record. The transcript is spliced from 7 exons. NCBI's taxonomy places the organism in Eukaryota, Metazoa, Chordata, Mammalia, Chiroptera, Vespertilionidae. Bases 180 to 770 code for a protein of 196 amino acids. Gene Ontology annotation, biological process: calcium ion transmembrane transport. Gene Ontology annotation, molecular function: ligand-gated calcium channel activity; calcium-activated cation channel activity.
GGCCCUACCUGCAGAUCUUUGGGCAGAUCCCCCUGGACGAGAUUGACGAAGCCCGUGUGAACUGCUCGGUGCACCCGCUGCUGCUGCCAGAGGGCUCACCCGCCUGCCCCAAUCUCUACGCCAACUGGCUGGUCAUCCUGCUGCUGGUCACCUUCCUGCUCGUCACCAACGUGCUGCUCAUGAACCUGCUCAUCGCCAUGUUCAGCUACACCUUCCAGAUGGUGCAGGGCAACGCGGACAUGUUCUGGAGGUUCCAGCGCUACCACCUCAUCGUGGAGUACCAGGAGCGCCCCGCCCUGGCCCCGCCCUUCAUCCUGUUCAGCCACCUGGGCCUGGUGCUCAGGAGAGUCUUCCGGAAGGAGGCAGGGCAGAAGCGGGCACGCCUGGAGAGAGACCUGCCGGAGCCCCUGGACCAGAAGAUGGUGACGUGGGAGGCGGUGCAGAAGGAGAGCUACCUGAGCCGGCUGGAGCGCAGCAGGAGGGACAGCGAGGCGGAGGUGCUGCGGAGGACCGCCCACAGGGUGGACGUCAUAGCCAAGCAGCUCGGGGGGCUGAGAGAGCAAGAGAAACGCAUCCGGGGCCUGGAGUCACAGGUCAACUACUGCACGGUGCUCCUGGCCUCCGUGGCCGACAGGCUGCCCCUGGGCAGUGCCCACCACAACUCUUGGAACUUGGCCAUGGGGAGCCGGCAGGCCCCUGCUGAGCGUGGAGGGGCCGGGGGAGCAGAGAUCACCCAGAGGCCGGCCGGACCGCUGCUCUCGGACACCUGAGCCACUUGGACCGUCAGCACACGGACCCUCUCCCGGAGCCCUAGGCCCAGACCGGGUGGGUGGGGGCCACGGCCCUUGGCGAGUUAUCCCAGGUCCACCCCACACACUGUGCCCCCCUCCCCCCCAAUGGCUUCAUCAAAAGGAGCCUCAGAGCUGCCCGCCAGCCUGCGCCAGGACAGCGAGCGCUCACC